Molecule: messenger RNA, 1045 nt
Organism: Guyanagaster necrorhizus
Lineage: Eukaryota; Fungi; Basidiomycota; Agaricomycetes; Agaricales; Physalacriaceae
Exons: 5
Coding region: 165-953 (262 amino acids)
Molecular function (GO): DNA binding
Source: RefSeq, a predicted model, not a curated record
GCAUCGCUUAUGAGUUAACAUCUUUGAUCCUGAUCAUCACAGCAUUCAAAGCAGUUGUACUUCUUUCCCCACCCACCUGUUUACAAGUAUAAAAGACGUGCACUCCGUUCUUCCCUUCAAGCGUCCUCUCCACCUUCUUCAGCAACAUUCGACGUUCACGGAUCAUGCAGCGACCAACUAUCACGGGCAUCCGUGUGCGCACCCCUUCAGACGCUCAUGCCAUAUUCCAUGCUGUUUCCCUCAAAAUGCUUCCCAUCGUGUCCCGACGGCUGGACACCGAGGAGCGUCGAUUGAUUGCGUCGGGUUGUGUGUUUGUCUGGGAAGAACGGGGACCUAACGCAGAGUCUUCAUGUCUAGGAAUUGAGCGGUGGACCGACUCUAUACGCUGGGGACCAAGCAGAGUGAAAGAUGAAUUUCUAUACUAUCAAGAGAAGGGCCCCGAGUCCACGGAGAUGGAGAUGACGUCCGACUCUGAUACACCAGUCUAUUCACCUACGGACUCGAACCGCGCCGUCUUCCGGGACAACCUGAUCAAACAGACAUACUCCGUGUUCGUCGAGACCAAUAGAGGCCGACGGAAAUGGCAUCUCAUCGCGUACUUCACCCAAGAAUCGCUCAACUACUUACGAACGAUUGACAACAUCCCUAUGCUGUCGAGUCUGUACGUUCCGCCGGGGAAGUACACGAGCGCUCGAUCGGCGAAAGGGAGGCCACGGGAUGGCACAGCGUGCGAUCCCUAUGUUCUGAGAAACUACCACCGAUCUGGGGGUGCCCAGCCGAGUCCGAGUCAGUGGCAGGGUACCGGUAUGAUUCGCCCGUAUGGUGCUAGUGAUUCGGUCAGGCCUCGGGCUGGGUCGGGAUGUCUAGCCCCGUUGGCCUAUCUCGAGAAUAUACCGCCGCCGCGAAGGCACCCAGCGGAUGAGGAAGCGUUGAAUGCGCUGGGGUUUCGAUGAUUGAAUGUUAUUUAAUCUGGACUCGGACUUUGUUGCUCUAUUUUUACUUUUUUUUUUUUUUUUUUCUCGUCGCACUUUUUGCUUUUUUAGUU